This is a messenger RNA of Fusarium odoratissimum NRRL 54006, 1677 nucleotides long. RefSeq lists its product as uncharacterized. The coding region runs from base 1 to 1677 and encodes 558 amino acids. The transcript is spliced from 5 exons. NCBI's taxonomy places the organism in Eukaryota, Fungi, Ascomycota, Sordariomycetes, Hypocreales, Nectriaceae. The record is from RefSeq and is a predicted model, not a curated record.
AUGACGAUGAACCAAAGUAUGGAGAUGUUUGAUGUUAUUGUGGUUGGUGCAGGAUGGUAUGGGUUGAUGGCUGCCCGAACAUUUCUCGAGCUUGCUCCUGAGACGAACCUCCUCAUCCUUGACGACGGCAAGACAGUCGGCGGAGUAUGGUCCAAGGAGCGUAUCUACCCCAGCCUCUUCGCUCAGAUCAGCCACCCUUUGUUCGAGUAUUCCUUCUAUCCCAUGCCAGAGGAGGAUGUAUCACCCGAUGGGUUUGUAUCUGGGAAGACAAUACAGAAAUACCUGGAGAGCUUUGCCAAAGACCAUAACCUGAUGCCUCGGUUGCGUCUCAACACCAGCGUUGAAAAGGUGAAGAGAGGCCCCGAAUCGGAUGGCUGGGUACUCAACAUCAAAGAAAAGGAGCCCUUGGCGUGUCGAAAGCUCAUAUACGCCACGGGUGCCAACUCGAGUCCCAUCAUCCCUCAAUGGCCACGAGAAGACUUUGAAAAGCCUGUUAUCCACUCCCUCGAACUUGGAAAGUACCAGGGUUAUAUAAACGACAGCGCACAGCAUACUGUCGUCGUCGGCCGUUCAAAGUCUUCAUACGAUGCGGUCUAUCAUCUGCUAUGCGCUGGGAAGAAGGUGGACUGGGUGAUGCGUGAUGGAGAAUCUGGCCCAUUUAGCAUCUAUGCGCCAACGUUCAUGGGGCUUUGGAAUAUUGCUGACCAUAUCUCAACUCGAUUUGCCUCGAGCUUCAGUCCCUGUAUCAUGUCUACCUCUGGAAUGUGUUACAACUUCUUCCAGCUAUCUCACGCAGACUACUGGAGAACACCGAAUGCCGAAAAGCUGCGACCUAGGCCCUAUAGCGAUGGAGUAUUUUGGGGGAGUGGUGGUAUUGGCAUCGCUACCGCCCCUGACUUUUGGGAGACGUUCCAUAACGGCGACGUUACUAUUCAUUCGACCGAGAUCGAUACUCUUUCCCACAAGGAUGUCGUGAACCUGAAGAACGGAUACUCCAUCGCGAGCGAUAUCGUGAUUCACUGCACGGGUUUCGAUAAGGGGUACGAUGCAUUCGAACCUAGUCUCAGACGUGAGCUCGGUCUGGAGUAUGACUCCAAAGAAUUCUCCCGAUGGACGAUGCUUGAUGAGAAAGCCGAAAGGACUGUUGACGGGCUUCUGCCAUACCUUCGUGAUGCGCCUAUCCAAUACGGCGACUCCAAAGCAAGUAAGAGAACCGGGCACGGCCCCAACAGACAUUACCGCCGUCUAGUGGUACCUGAGCUGGCAGCGCGGGGUGAUCGAUCGAUUUUGUUUCCCGGGCACAUCCAUUCCGCAUUCACGCCACUUGCAGCUGAGCUCCAAGCGCUUUGGGGCGUGACAUGGAUGCUCGGAUGGCGAGACCUGCCACCAAGAGAAGAGAUGGAGGCUGAGGCCGCAAACUUCAAUGCCUGGACGAGAAAGAGGUAUCUUGAUCAAGGCAAGAAACAUUCGUAUUUCAUAUACGACUACAUUCCUUAUAUCGACACUCUGAUGAAGGACCUCGGGCUCAACCCGUUCCGUAAGAGCAACGUUUUUGAAGAAUGGUUUGUGAGAUAUAAGCCAAGUGACUACAAGACUAUUCUGGACGAGUACAUGAGUCUUCGACGUCAUCAACACGAGAUUGAGGGAACAAAGGCGGAGAACGGAAAGGCUACGUAG